CUUUUUCAGCUAUAGUCAUAGAGAAAGGACACUCGCUAUAUCUCUUUCAAGAUGAUUGACAUUCAAAAUUAUCCGUUACAUUCGCGAUUCGUAGCUCCCGCAAUAUCUAUAUCGAUAUCGAAUCGCACGAAUCUACGUUUACGAACAUGGCACCCGCUACCCAGUCCGACUAUUAUUCCUUUCCCACCCUGGUAAGCCGACAAUCGUCAGAGGCUCCUACUUGUGCGCGAUACUGCAUCAUCUCGGGGAACACGACCGAAUGUCCGGGCGGUGCUCAGGAUCUCGUGUGUCUCUGUCAGAGUCAAGUCUUCUUGUCCAGCGUUACAGACUGUGUGACCGCGACAUGUGAGGGGGACACGUUACAACAAGCAGUAGACUAUGCUGCGUAUACCUGUUCGCUCUACGGUAUCGAUAUUCCGGCCACCACGAUCGGCUCGCCAGCGGCGACGACAUCCAUAGCGGCACCGGUGAAUACCGCUCCUAUCGCACCAAUUAUCGAUAAGACCCAGGUCACUUCCAAGAUCGACAUCAUCAUGGGCAGCGUAUGUGCGGUGUUCCUUGCGAUCGCUUUCGCUGUUGGGUUUUACGGUUGUUUCAAGCGGAACAAGAUCAACAAGGAGGAAGCUAGUCGCACCAACUGGACGCAGACAGGAUCCGUCACCUCCCCAACCUUCAACCCGGCCAAGUCUUACAACGCUUUCGACAUCCCGGCCAACUUUGAUCCUACCCGUUCGUUUGGCGGUACGGCGGCCCACCAGACUCAAUCCGUCGGACGGGUCGCCAUCCCCGGUCUUGGGAUGCGGGACCUCACCCAUCUAGACCCUCGGGACGUGAGGAUGCCCAACGAACCCCCUAGGUCGGCUUUCGGUCGGUCGGUCAAUUUCGCCGAUAAGGACGCGGAUUUGUUUAGGGACGACGACGAUGCCGACGAGGACAUGGUCGACGGGGCCGAUCGAUCGAGGACGCAUUUGCCGCGUUUGAGCAACCGGGACGCUCUACUGGAAGACGACGACGAGAUUACCGGGCUGGAUUCCGAUCGAGUGCGGCCCUCGACGUUUGUCAGCAACCGGCUUCAACCUGCCGAGAGCUUGCAUACGCUGGGCGAGUCGGAAAAGGACGAUCAGAGCCCGACUUAUUCCGACACCCGGUUCGUCGUCAAUACGCUCGAAAAGGGGGACGGGCGACGGGUGUCUGUCUCGACGACGGGGUCGGACGAAAAGCAAGAGGCAGAUAUUUGGGGUCGGGCCAAGUAAAUAUGCCUGCUCAGGGCGAUACUUAGCAGACCUUGUGCUUGUGCUUUUGGGGUAUAUCACAUCAAUCAGAAACAUAUCACCGAGACUUUCUGCAUGACGACUAUCAUCAGACGACUCCUCGAGCAGCAGGAGUCAUGAUCUCCCUAGCCUUGCCGUUGGCCGGCGUCGUAU
Molecule: messenger RNA, 1424 nt
Organism: Filobasidium floriforme
Lineage: Eukaryota; Fungi; Basidiomycota; Tremellomycetes; Filobasidiales; Filobasidiaceae
Exons: 7
Coding region: 147-1253 (368 amino acids)
Source: RefSeq, a predicted model, not a curated record